AUGGGGGCUGUGGCAUUCCAAUGGGGAGAGGAAUACAACAAACUGACGCUGUUGAUGAACCGAGACAACUGGGAAUCCAGAGUCAUAAAACCAGCGGGUUGGCUGUGGAAUGACAAAAUAUUGCGAGGUUGGUCUACAUACAACAGAGGGACAUGGUUUGGUAUUUCUAAGCGAGGCCGAGUCGCUUUUCUUGUGGAUGCAAUCCCUUUUAACAGAGCUGCCGGCUUCGAGUGUCAUACUCUUGAGUUCUUGAGGAGCAACUUGAGUCCAAAGGACUUUGCAAAGUCAGUGGCUGGACAUUCUCAAUGUAAUCAUGGGAAAGCCUAUCACCUAAUUGUGGCGGACAUAAAGUCAAACUCAAUGUAUUAUAUCUGCAAAGAGACUCCAGAAAGUGUUGUCCAUACAGGUGCUGUUGCUCCUGGUGUUCAUACCUUAACGAUGGCCGGACUCGAUCGCAUUGCUUAUUACAAGGAUACACAUCUAUGGCUCUCUUUUUAUGAGAUGAUUAAACAAGGACUACCACCAUCAAUGAAGGAACUUGCUUCGAAGUUUAUGUAUAGCCAAGUCAAAUUGAGCGACGAAGUUCCACUGAGCGCUAAUUUCGUCGACAUAAAUGCUGAUAACGAACGAUAUGGAACAACAAGUACGACAGCUUUGGUGGUGAAACCCGAUAAGGAAGUGAUGUUCUAUGAGAGGUACAAGGCGGCGAAUAGUGAUGAAUGGAAGGAGCGCAACUUCGAAUUCACCAUCACUUACGACUAAGUCACAAUG
Capsella rubella is the source of this 771-nucleotide messenger RNA. Its product is annotated as transport and Golgi organization protein 2 homolog. Bases 1 to 762 code for a protein of 253 amino acids. The record is from RefSeq and is a predicted model, not a curated record. The transcript is spliced from 5 exons. Lineage: Eukaryota; Viridiplantae; Streptophyta; Magnoliopsida; Brassicales; Brassicaceae.